This is a messenger RNA of Chrysemys picta bellii (western painted turtle), 4082 nucleotides long. RefSeq names its product SUMO peptidase family member, NEDD8 specific (gene SENP8). Gene Ontology annotation, biological process: proteolysis; protein deneddylation. Gene Ontology annotation, molecular function: cysteine-type peptidase activity; deNEDDylase activity. The record is from RefSeq and is a predicted model, not a curated record. Lineage: Eukaryota; Metazoa; Chordata; Testudines; Emydidae.
AAGGGCCCCUCCUUGGCAUGGGUCGGGGCCGCUCUGGCUCCUCCCGGGGGGGUUCGAGCCCCACAAAUUGUCUUCAGUGGGCAAAGUCCGCCCCGCUGGAGCCCCCGUUAUCCCCUCAGGUCUGCACACUGCGCUCAUAACUGCAGCGUCUGAGCCGAGUGGGGGGUUCCCCGAGCUGCCUCGGGAAAGCGCUUGUUCGGGCAGAAGGGGCCAGUGCCUGGUCAACCCCGCGGGGAGAGCUGCCUGCCUUCGACAAACCGGGCGUGUUUCUGUGCCCUUGGGAGCAUCUUCAUGCGAGAAGCACCCCCGUCUCUGUUACCCCAUAAACUAGCCAGCCCUGCCACAUCCCCUGUACGUAGGGUGACCAGAUGUCCCGUUUUGAAAGGGACAGUCCCGUUUUGGGGGACUUUUUCUUAUAUAGGCGCCUAUUAACCCCCAUCUCCUGUCCCAUUUUUCACAGUUGCUAUCUGGUCACCCUACCUGUAUGCCCUGCCUGAGCCUUCCCCAUGGGCCUUGCAGCAUGCCCCGCCCGCAGUCUAAAGCUUUGGGUUCUUUCAGUUCAAAGGGAGAGCUGCCCACGUUAGCUCAUAGGAGAUGUGGGGCAAGGGGAGUGUGAUGAACCCCAUUCUCUUAGGGUUUGGCAUCUAUCUGCUGGUGAUCCACCAACCAGGGGGAUAUAGGCAGCUUGUGACCACACCUGCCUUGUGAUCAGGCCGCACAAACUGCUUAGGCAGCCCAAUACUUAACUCCACAAAACAGCUGAGUGGGAGAGGAGGAGCAGCAGUUUUAUCAUCUUUAGCACAGUGGUUAAACUUAGAGCACUCACCUGGGGUGCAUGUGGUAAACCCCAGGCUUCAGCACCUCCUCUGUGUGACAAGGAGAAGUGAACAGGAAUCUGCCACCUCACAGGAGGAGGGCUGGAUCAAUAGCGCUCCUGAUAUAGAGGGAGUUAGGGCAGAAGCAAGACUAUUGUGAAGCCUUGUUAGGGAUGCAUAGCAAAGCUGUGAUGCAAGUUUAUCUAUGAAGCCCUGGGAAGAGGUCCAGAAAGGAUUUGGGGAGCCCACACACAAGGGUGUGAAGAGCUGAAUGGCCUUCAGACCUCAGAAGGGGAGUGGCAUUUGAUUCAUCAAAAGAAGGAAAACUGAGGCAUAGGAGCAUACUCACCCAGAGAGGCAGCUGCCUUUCCAUCAAGCUGGAAGACGAGCAGUUUUGCGUGGACCAAGUAGUUCUUCUGACAUCACGAGCCAUGUAUCCAUCUGUCUAUCUUAGCUUUUGACCUUACUUGGACUGCUGUGGCCCCUGCCUGUGCAGAAUGGACCCUGUUGUUCUGAGUUAUGUGGACAGUUUGCUGAGGCAGUCGGAUGUUUCCUUGCUGGAUCCCCCCAGCUGGCUUAAUGACCAUAUCAUUGGGUUUGCUUUUGAGUACUUUGCUAGUGACCAGUUCCAAGACUUUUCCGAACAAGUAUGCUUUGUCAGCCCUGAAGUGGCUCAGUUCAUCAAGUGUGCCACCAGCCAGGAGGAAGUAGCCAUGUUCCUGAAGCCGCUGGGCCUCCCGCACAAGGAGGUUGUGUUCCUGGCCAUCAAUGAUAACUCCAACCAGGCUGCUGGGGGCACCCAUUGGAGCCUCUUGGUUUACUUCCGGGACAAAAACUGCUUUGCCCAUUAUGACUCCCACAGUAAGAGCAACUCUGCCCAUGCCAAGCUGGUGGCAGGGAAGCUGGAGGCAUUUCUGGGAAAAAGAGGAGGCAAAGUGGCCUUUGUAGAGGAGAAGGCCCCUGCCCAGCAGAACAGCUAUGACUGCGGAAUGUAUGUGAUCUGUAACACAGAGGCUCUGUGUCAGGGAUACUUUAGGGGACAGCAGGAGCCAGUACUGCAGCUCCUCACUCCUUCUUAUAUCACACGGAAGAGGGCAGAAUGGAAAUCUCUCAUUGCCAAACUUGCAUGCAAAUGACUUAAAUGUAAUUGUCCCUGCUUCCAACAACUACCUUUCCAGUCCUCUAGUCUCCACCCCCAGUGCCUGAGGGAGAUAUCUGUGUACAGAAUUUCUCCGCAGAAAGAAUGUAACCCCUCCAGCAUGGCUACACCCUGCACUACCCCCAAUGAAAAGCCUUAGUCUGCUCUACAACCCACUAGCCUUCAGACUUAAGUACUGGUAACAUCACUUUUUGCAUUCAGCAGAACCUUCUGAAAGGCAGUUUUAUUACUUCAAGCACUUUUCUGGCUAUCUCAGACUAGGUUGGUGAAGAUUCCUCUCACCCCCACAGUAAGCAAUGUGCCCUCACUAUGUGAUUUUUAAUUUUCUAUGGACAUUGCUACUCUAAAUAUAAUCCAGUUCAGUGACGUCCAUCAUACAUACAUGUGUCCUUUUAAAAUUAGGCCGUCUCUGAUUUGUCCCUGCCUCUAAUUGUGGUUCCAAGUUAAAGGAUUUAGUAGUCUAGCUACACAACUCUGCCCAAAAAUUUGGUUUUGGGAUAUCUAUAUCUUGUGAUCUGAGAGUGCAAAAUCAAAAGUAAACGCGAGGAUCAUUUAAAGGUGCCUCAAAAGGUAAGAAGAAAAGUGAUUUUUGCUCUCUUUUGCUGCUUUAAGGAUGUAUAACAAAGGCCUGAAUUGUUCUUGUUUUUUUAUUGGAAAUACACAUUUUUUGUAUCCUGGAUAAUUGAAUCUCUGGAAAGCUAGUAGAACAGUGACAAAACAAGUACUAAGAAAGUGAAACCUGGUUGAGGUGGAAAGUGUUUUAAACAGUGAAUAAAGGUUGUUUUCAUCAACACAUACUUAGUACAAAUAUCCUACAAAAAGUUGAGGGGGAAAAGCCUUCGAUUCCACACCUCUACCCCUCCAGUCAAGUUUUAGGACAAUUUGGAAUACGCAUGAGACUGCCAACAACUUCUCUCGCAAAAUCCCCAAAAAACAGACUUUACAUUCCUGAUAUUUCUAAUGGAAAAAAUGAGAAUGAAAAAAGCCUUUGACCCUCUCAUACAUAAUAAAAAGCAGUACCAGGGAAGAGUGUAGUAUCUGAUUUUUAUUUUUUUUAGAGGUGCUGAUAUCAAUGGAAGCUGCAGCUCUUCUGAAAAAUCAAGCUGUUAGUCCUUGGUAUACUUGUCUAUCAUACCAAAUGUAAAUGGCUAAUUCAAAAUAGAAAAGCUUUUGCUGCAGCACUGGAUUACAGCUGGGAUCCAAGAAAGUAGGGCCCAUUGUCAGAAGAAGGGGAUGCUGAUGGAAGAGUGAGCUGUCAGUGUAAAAUGAAGUAGUAUGAAUAUGUAACCGAGAGCCUCACUGGAGACAGUGAGCCAGUUCCUUAGCCUAUGUAAAACAGCAUAGCUCCAUUGAUUUCAACAGCACAACCCUGAUUCAUACCAAAUGAGCAUCUGGCCCAAUGAAUUCUUCCAAAAUGCCCAGUCAAAUAAACAGAAGUGAUUGUGGGAUUGGGAGGAGGGGAGUUAAAGUUCAUUACAUUAUGAUCCUUGUUAGACUUUCCAAUGCUGACAGACUGGAGGGUUUGCCUCUGGCUCUCUGCUUUCUCUUUAUCUUCUUGAAUACAUGGGAAAAGUCAGUUCCGCUGACCUGUGUCUAAAAUCCCUGGAACGGUCUGACAAAAUAGGGUUGUUGAGUCACUUUAUGCUAAGUGCAUUGCCUAGCUGAACAGCAACAUUCUGUACUGCUUGGACAGCCUGCCAAAGUGGGUCAGAGGCAGGACAGUGGGUUGGUCACUCUAAGGUACUGUAAUUUGCUUGUUUUUCUCCCCAUUCCCUAUUUGGUGCCCCUGCUGCUACCAAGAAGUAACUAACUAACACACAGACACACAUCCUCACGCAUUUGCCCUGCAGCACUGUUGUGCAGACACUUACUACUUCUAAUAUCUGUUCCAGAUUAGCUGUUCAGUCAAUACACAGAAAUACUUCUGUCUGUGGUGUGAUAUCAGCAUUAGGUCUCCCCCCCAAAGAGAAUGCUUUUCCGUCUUUGAUCAUUACAGUAUAUGAUAGGAGGGGGAAAGAAAUCAGUCCACCUCCGAUUCCCUCCUCCCAAUCAGACACGUCACUUGGAGAAUCCAGUACCAAGAAUAAAGAAAGAUACCAAUUUAAAAA